Molecule: messenger RNA, 1011 nt
Organism: Nymphalis io (European peacock)
Lineage: Eukaryota; Metazoa; Arthropoda; Insecta; Lepidoptera; Nymphalidae
Gene: croc
Product: fork head domain-containing protein crocodile-like
Exons: 1
Coding region: 1-1011 (336 amino acids)
Biological process (GO): regulation of transcription by RNA polymerase II; cell differentiation; anatomical structure morphogenesis
Molecular function (GO): RNA polymerase II cis-regulatory region sequence-specific DNA binding; DNA-binding transcription factor activity, RNA polymerase II-specific
Source: RefSeq, a predicted model, not a curated record
AUGCACGCGUUGUUCGGUGAACAGAGCCAUUAUGCGUACCGCAGUGGAGCCACGGGAGGCUACUCCGCUGGAGUGACACCAUAUGCCUAUGAACAGUACCGAUAUGGCUAUGGGCCACCCUACCUCCAUCCUCACCAACAACAUGUCGGAACUCCCAAAGAUAUGGUCAAGCCGCCAUAUUCUUACAUUGCCCUUAUUGCUAUGGCAAUACAAAAUGCGCCUGAUCGUCGAAUCACAUUAAAUGGUAUUUAUCAAUUUAUAAUGGAACGUUUUCCAUACUAUAGAGAGAACAAACAAGGGUGGCAAAACUCCAUAAGACACAACUUAAGCCUUAAUGAAUGCUUUGUUAAAGUGGCAAGAGAUGAUAAAAAACCAGGCAAAGGGAGCUACUGGACUCUGGACCCUGAUUCGUAUAAUAUGUUCGAUAACGGAUCUUACUUACGACGGCGGCGUCGCUUUAAGAAAAAAGAUGCUCUGAAAGAAAAAGAGGAAGCUCUGAAACGCCAGCAACAGCUGCAACAAGCGCAGGAAGCCCUGGCUGCACAGGAGGCUCUCAGCAGCGCUGACGCGCUAGGGCAAGCACGCGAUGUCAAACCAGAUGUCAAGCCUCGUAUAUUUGAAUGUAGACCAAAAAGAGAACCGGGCUCAGAUUGCUCGAGGUACGAUAAACUAGUAGAGCCCAUGGACGAGUUCAGUGAGCCCCGUUUACCCCCAUCGGCAGUUUACUGCUCGCCCCAGCCGUAUUCACUGGCUGCAGAAGAGUUUCGAGCAGCUACAACUGGCUGGUAUGCUGCACCCGAACCACCAGCUGAACAACUGCCACCAGCUUUUCGUGAUCUUUUCGAGCCACCGAGUUGUCAGUUGGCAGGAUUCCGAGGAGGCUCGCCUGUCCCUGAUGCCUAUCGCGCCUCCCCACCGCCUCAUCACCACUAUCGUACGCCGGCGCCCUCCUACUACCAUCAUCAAGCAUGUGUUGCCGCUGCACCCGCUUCAGCUCAUAAAUCCUACUGA